This is a messenger RNA of Scylla paramamosain (green mud crab), 3046 nucleotides long. RefSeq names its product peroxisomal membrane protein PEX16-like (gene Pex16). The record is from RefSeq and is a predicted model, not a curated record. Gene Ontology annotation, cellular component: peroxisomal membrane. Bases 152 to 1249 code for a protein of 365 amino acids. The transcript is spliced from 8 exons. Gene Ontology annotation, biological process: peroxisome organization. NCBI's taxonomy places the organism in Eukaryota, Metazoa, Arthropoda, Malacostraca, Decapoda, Portunidae.
ACACUAAAGACUGUCAAAGAUCACAAUUUAUUAGACUCAGGUGUUGUAUUUAUGUAUUCAUGUUUACUUUUUCUAUUUAUUGUUAUAACUGUACAGAAUCAGUGAAAAUAUCCCUAGAAUAAUUAUUAAGAUUAAAAUACGUAUAAAGCUCAUGGCCGCAGGAUCCAGACCAAGUCCCAGAUACCCAAGUAAUGACAAGGCACGUGGAAGCGGUGCCCAGACCGAGACCCAGACAAUGGUAGACUGGCAGGAAGCGGUUGGGAGGCAAUGGCUGGUGAAAUACAAGCAAUGGAUCACCGCCAACCCUCAGGGCGCCGCGGAGGUGGAGGCUGUCAUCAAAUGGGGCUCCUACAUCCUGGCAGGCCGCCUCAAGAACUCCUCCCUGCUGUGUGAGGUGGUGUUCGCUGUAUCCAGGCUGUUUGAGAUGUUCAAUGACUUCCUCAUCCGUAGCGCCAAUGCCUCUCUUACCCCACCCACCCCUGAGACCUGCGGAAGGCUUAAGGUGAUGCUGUCAGCCCUGGAGUGUGUGGAGGUGCUGGCAGAGGUGUCGGCAGGGCAGCUGUGGGGGGAGAUGGGACGCUGGGCUGUGGUGGCUGCCAUACAGCUGUUGAAAUGCAUUGGUCGGUUUCUGCUUCUGGUGAGAGAGAGAGGUAUCCUGGUGGUGCCCUCCCCUCCUAUCAAGCCCUUGGACCGCAGGAGUGCCGCCCGGGCCAGGCACAGGGCCAUGGCACCCACCAACCCCCUGCAUUCUGAGGUGAUCUGCCUGCCUAGAAGUGGGCGGGUGAUCCGAUCGCUGGCUGCCGCCCCUCCCCCCAACCAGCGCACCUUCUCUCCCCCCCAGCCUCCCCCAAUCAGCACACAGGGGGAUAGGAAGCCAAGACAGCCCGUGCAACUACUGGCAGAAUCCCUUCACACAGUUCGUCCAUUGUGUCACCUGGUGGGGCUGUACCUGUGUGGCCGGGACUCCUGGGCACCCUGGGCACUGGCACUGGCUCUUGACUACACCAGCCUCUCACUGCACAGCCAGGCGCCUCUCACAGACAGGGAGAAGGAGGAGUUGGUGCGCCGUCGCCUUUCCCUCCUCUUCUACCUCAUCCGCACCCCAGCAUACCAGCAGAUCACGAGGCGGAGGCUGGAUCGCUGCCUGUCAAAUCUAGCACGCCGGAUUCCACUUCUCCGCUCAGUCAUCCACCCUUUGAUGGAGUAUAUUCCCCACUGGCAGCAGAUUUAUGCUUAUACGUGGAGUUGAGUGGAGUUGGUGGGGUGUGUGGGUGUUUAAAUGUGUGUGUGCUUGUGUGUGUGUGUGUGUGUGUAGAAGAAGGGAAGAUUAAGUUGUGUGUUUUUGUUUGUGUGGGUGUGUUUAAGUGUGUGUGUGUGUGUAGAGGUAAGGAGAAUGAAGGAAGGAAUAAGAUAAGAAAUGAAUGGAGAGAGAGAGAGAGAGAGAGAGAGCACAAAAACUAAAUAUAAACAGCUGUAAUAUAUAUAUCUUCAAUUGUUUUCCAUUUUCUAUAACACUCCCAAAUUUUAAGAGUGCCCCCUAUAUAUAAAACACCUCCAAGAGGAAUGACAUUGUUACAAGUCGUUGUAGGCCAGUGGUAACACAUCACUUUGUUAAAUAUUUGUAUGUAUAUAUAAAAAAAAAAAAGACAAGUGUGUGGGUUUGUGUGUGUAUUUCUGAUAGGCUCACUCUUUUAGGUUUUGUUGUUAUUGUCAUUGUCUCAUUGUGAAGGGCCAGUGGUGAACCAGUGUCUGUGUGUGUGUGGCCAGCUAUGAUGUGCCUAAGCUGCUGGGGUGCAUUAAGAUGGUCCACAAGACUUCUUUUCCACCAGGGGUUGACAGGGCUAAGAGUGUGUGGUGCCUUGUUUGGCUGCCCCAUGUGGAAUUGCCAGCCUGGUAUGCAGAUACAGUCAGCGAACUCCGAUCUUGUAUAGCAGUGACACACGCUGCUUGGGGUGUGUUACUGAAGGCCUCCCACCAAGCAUGCUGGAUGUGCUGGGACAAACCGACUUACUGGCAUAUCAAGUGCAUCUCUCCUCCUCCCUCACAGCCACAGCAGCAGUGACCAGUGUUAAGCAGGUCACCAGUGUCAGUGUUCAGUGUGUCUGUGGUGAGGUGUGACUGGUGCUGUGCUUACAGUGAGACACAUGUUCUGUUCAUGCUGUGGUGUUGUGGUGGUGAGUGUCUGGCAGCCAAGUCAGGGUGGUGUCACUCCAUCACACACCUUCAGGCUGGAAUGGUGUCACUGCAGCAACAUGUGUUCAUUUGAAAGCACAAAACUUGCAGCUCACACAAAAAUCUGUGAAGGGAGGCAGUGAAGAAUUGUCUUAACACAGGCAGGGGGUGGCAUGUCUUUAUCUUCACCCCACGGCUUGCUGCUGCUACUUUACAAAGGCAGCUGGACUCUGACUCACAGCAAGGCAGCAGAGGGAAGCACCAUGGAUGUGAAAGGAUAAUUCUUCACUGCCUUCCUUCACAAAUUUUCAUGUGAGGUUCUGCAGGUUUUGCGUACUUUAAUAAACAUUUGUUGCUGCACUGACACCAUUCCAGCCUGACAUGUGAAAAUGGAAUGGUGAUGGAGUGAUGUCACCAUGAGCCAGGCAUGCACCACCACCACAACGUGAACAGAACACAAUGCAUUGCACAAAAAAAAAAAAAAAAAAAAAAAAAAAAAAAAAAAAACCGCCAGUCAGGCAUCACCAGACACACUGCACACUGACUAGUAAUUAACACCGGUCACUGCUGGUGUGGCUGUGAGUGGAGAGAGAUACACUUGAGAUACCAGUAACUCAAUUUGUCCCAGCACAUUUGUUAUGCUUGCUGGGAGGCCUUCAGUAAAAGGUGCUCCCUGAGUAACCUGUGCAGCCACAACCACAUAGAUUAUUAUUAUUAUUAUUGUUAUUAUUAUUGUUUGUUAUUAUUGUUAUUAUUAUUGUGUUUGUUAUUAUUAUUAUUGUGUUUGUGAGUGUCUGGGCUGUCCUGCCAGCUUGGUAUACAGACAGAUUACUAUUAUUGUUCUUUUUUCUUCUUCAAAAGGUGAAUGACAGUA